AUGAUAGAUAAAGAAAAGAGUGACAAAAGAAGAGAAAAAGGGGACGAAGCGAUAAAAAACGGAGUGAUAAAAAUGAUAGAUAAAGGAAAGAGUGACAGCAGUGACAAAAGAGGAGAAAAGGGGGACGAAGCGAAAAAAAACGGAGUGAUAAAAAUGAUGGAUAAAGAAAAGAGUGACAGGAGUGACAAAAGAAGAGAAAAGAGGGACGAAGCGAUAAAAAGCGGAGUGAUAAAAAAGAUAGAUAAAGAAAAGAGUGACGGGAGUGACAAAAGAAGAGAAAAGGGGGACGAAGCGAAAAAAAACGGAGGGACAGGAGUGACAAAAGAAGAGAAAAGGGGGACGAAAGAGAUAAAAGAACGGAGUGACAAAAAAAAUGAAAAGAGUGAUAGACGGGAGUGA
Molecule: messenger RNA, 399 nt
Organism: Styela clava
Lineage: Eukaryota; Metazoa; Chordata; Ascidiacea; Stolidobranchia; Styelidae
Source: RefSeq, a predicted model, not a curated record